AGGCGUCGUGCAGCCGGUGGCGCCGGGGCCGCCUCUCCGGGGAGCGGCCCGCGAAGCAGCGCGGCGGGCGCUGUGCGCUGAGCGGGGAGGGGCAGGGCGGCGGGCGCGUCUGGAGCCGUGCGGGGUCGGGCGGCGGCGCCUCGGCCGCCCAUCGGCGCUGGAUGGAGACUGAUUGCAAUCCUAUGGAGUUGGCCAAUAAUACAGGGUUUGAAGAAGAUUCUGAUUAUAGAGACUUCGAAGGAACAGACGUGAAAGAUAUGAGACUAGAAGCUGAAGCUGUUGUAAAUGAUGUUUUGUUUGCUGUCAGCAACAUGUUUGUGUCAAAAACCCUUCCCUGUGCAGAGGAUGUGGCAUACAUCAAUGUGGAAACCAGGGAAAGGAACAGAUACUGUCUGGAGCUCACUGAAGCGGGACUUAGGGUAGUAGCUUAUGACUUUGAUCAGACUGAUGAUAGACUGCAAACUCCCUAUCAUGAAACUGUCUACUCCUUGUUGGACUCUCUCAGCCCUGCGUAUCGAGAAGUGUUUGGAAAUGCAUUACUACAAAGACUAGAGGCUUUGAAGAAAGAAAGUCAGUCAUGACUUACCCAGACAUGAGGAAGAUUUAGUGCCAGAAGGAAUUCUUACUAUGAAGCACUGAGAUCUUCCUUACAAACAUCUUAAGCCUCAUUUCUUGGAUUAAAGUCUACUUCAUGUUACUACACUAUUAUAUAACAUUUAUACGUUAUAAGAAGUAUAUUAUAUAACAUUUUGCUACCAUGGUUUUGCAUAUAUCUCAAUGUUAUUAAAAGCCACUUUGAUAAAUAGCAGAAAAAAUUCUUAAUUUUACUUUCUGUUGUAAAUGAGCAUGUAAGUUGCUCCAUACAAUGUUCAAAAACCUUGGUCUCUUUUCCAAGUCUUAGUAUUCAAAACUAAAAAAAAUAGAGACUGAAUGUUAUAGAUAUAAGUAGUAAUUCUUUUUGUGUGUGCUUACUGAUAAUUUUCAUGCCUUCUUUUUAAAACAGAAGGUAACUACUUGCUCUACCCAAUUAAUGAAAAAAUUACUGGAAAACUUCUGCAAGGAAUUCCUGCUUGAUUUGCUAUAUGUAAAUCUGAAAGUUGUCAGCUUUGUAGCUUGAAAGAUGUUCUUCAACAGUUGAGCAUUGCUUAUAUAGUGGCAGUAUCUGAGUUAAAAGCAAGGCUCAGCGUUAAUUAAUCUGUACUUGUCUAUGGCAAUCAGCAAGCUCCAAAUAAUACACAAGAUGAACUGCUUAUAUAUGAAUGUAUUGUCUGAAACACAAAUGAUUAAGCACAGAAAUAAUGGGCUACACAUUUCCUAAAAAUUAUGUUCUCUAUGCUAUAAAUAUGUACUGCAACUGUUUGAGAGGCUUGGAAGGCCUGUUUACUAUUUUGAAUGUGUAUUUACGUGAUGUACAGGAUAUACUCAAGAGUAUUUUUGCUUUACUUUCUAUAAUACAGUACUUUGGUACUCCCAGUUUUCACGUUUUCUCCCUCAAUUGUACAGUGUCCUCUCCUAAUGAAUACUAUAUUAAGCACUGUAAUGUUAUUUGCAUUGUAUUGGUUUGAAACCAAAGGCUGUAUUGAAAUUUGCUAAGACUAAUACAAGCUGGAAGAUAUAACUUGUAUUUUCUAC
Messenger RNA from Zonotrichia leucophrys gambelii, 1632 nucleotides. It is a transcript of the gene GSKIP, whose product is annotated as GSK3B interacting protein. The transcript has 3 exons. The record is from RefSeq and is a predicted model, not a curated record. Lineage: Eukaryota; Metazoa; Chordata; Aves; Passeriformes; Passerellidae. Gene Ontology annotation, biological process: regulation of canonical Wnt signaling pathway. The coding region runs from base 162 to 581 and encodes 139 amino acids. Gene Ontology annotation, cellular component: cytoplasm. Gene Ontology annotation, molecular function: kinase regulator activity; protein kinase A binding.